Aegilops tauschii subsp. strangulata is the source of this 1071-nucleotide messenger RNA. The record is from RefSeq and is a predicted model, not a curated record. Lineage: Eukaryota; Viridiplantae; Streptophyta; Magnoliopsida; Poales; Poaceae.
AUGGUGCUCUGGUGCCAAGGCACGCGGCCCCCCGGCGUGACCUACCAUGCCGGGCGCCCGCGCGAGAAGAAGGAAGCUGCCAAGAGGUCCCCCGGCUGCAAGAAGAUGCUCCUGCGCUCCCAGCGCCACCGUGACAAAACCGCGUGCCGCCUGCGAUGGCGGCGCGUGGACAACAGGGGCAGGCUCCGCAUCAGCAAAGGGCCCCGGUGGCCACAGCAGGCUGCCGCACCUUCACUCCGGAGCUGCGAAGCAUCAUCUGGCCGGGGAAGGGAGCCCAGCAGCCAGGCCGGCCCAUCUGCGUCAUGCCCAUCCAUCCCUCCUAACCCUAGCCCGAUCCCCUCGCAGCAUCUCUUCCUCUCGCUCCCGUGCCCGCCGCCACACCCGCACGCAGCCCCGAUCCCAUCUCUCGAUCCCCUGGCCACUCCUGCAUUCCCCGCUGGUGCUGUCGCCUCCUUCCAGCAAGCGCGCCCACCGGCGUCGACCACCACCACCAGGAGCUCCGCCGCGCCCGGCUCCGGCCACCCUCGAGUGUCGCCCCGCGCCGCAGCCGUCGUCAUCCACGCUAGCAGGAGCAUCGCACCGUCCUCGCACGGAUCCCCUUCGCCAUCCACAAGGCCCUGUGCCAAGUCCUGCUGCCGGGCGCCUCCUUCUCCUCCCCGUAGCCCUCCGCCGUGGCUGCACCUUCACCACCACACUCGCGUCGCUACCCGCGCCACGACCAAGCUGGCCUCCUGCUUCGACGUGGUUGCGCUGCAGCGCGUCCUCCCUUGCCGGCGUGAAGCCUCGCCUGAGACCGCCCUGCCUUGCCUCUGCGCCGCUCCGCCCCUCGUCUUGCCGCGUCCUCCCUCUGCCUCCUCGCCAUGGCCCUCGCGAGCUUCCUCGCGCUGCGCCCUCGUCCCGUUUCCCUCCUACCCGUGCUCCUCGUCCGGCCCCGCCGUCCAGCCGUGCCGCGCCCUCAAGCGCCUCGCCUCGCCGCUGCCUCCCCGCCACCCCGCAGCAUCUCGUCUACCGUCGCCGUGGGUUUUCCAUCAAGUUCGGCUACAGCACAAGGAUAUGUACAACUACGCGUAG